AUGGACGUUCUGCAGGAAAACUUUACAGUGUUGUUUUAUCUGGGGGUAUGGAAACCCCUGGACUGUACGGGCAUAAAGUCAUUUGUCUACAAUCUAUACACGCUUUUUAUAACAUCAAUUUCAUACACAUUCUUACUUUCUCAAAUACUAGACCUGAUUAUAAGUACAAGAACAGUAAGCGACUUUACGAACAACAUUUUCAUCGUAUCGGCGAUUCUCACUGGCUGUUUAAAAAUUUUCCGAUUUAUACGGAGCCGCAAUACUUUUAUUAACAUUAUUAAUAAUUUCAAAAGGGGAUUGUUCAAACCUGCUAAUGAUGAUGAGAUAAUUAUAUGGAAUAAAUAUGCACGAAUUACGAGGCUGGUCACCAUAGGAGCGACGACGUCACUAAUAAUUGGGUUGAUAGUAAUGUCAUAUGCGCUGUGCUCAUUUAAUAUACCGCAGCGGCAAUUAUUAUACCGCGCUUGGCUUCCUUACAAUUACUCAUCACUGCCCAUCAUCUACUGGAUCUCCUCAAUGGAACAACUCGCCACAGUCCACAUCCUUGCCGGGAUUAAUUUUUCAUUCGAUUUGAUUUUUUUCGGAACAAUGCUGAAUAUUUGUGCGCAAAUAAACAUACUGAAGCUCCGUUACAAAGUAGCUUUGUCCCACAUUUAUUCAAUAAAUGACACCCUCAAUAACAACAACGUCGGCGAGCUCAGAGAUGUCAGCAAACUGAUCCGUGAAUACACUGAUUCUCAUGAUUCUAUAAUUAAGCUAUUUAAUUCAGCUCAUCAUUUAUUUUCUACUAUUGUUACGAUUCAGUAUUGCACGAGCUCAGUUGCUAUUUGUACGAGUGCGUUCAAUGUAACAAAAAUGAAUUUUUUUUCAUUUCAAUUUUUCUCAACUGCACUAUAUAUUAAUAAUGUUACGAUUGAGUUAUUUAUACUCUGUGUAUGUUGCAAUGAAGUAACACUUGAGUUUGCAGACUUAGGUAACACAUUUUAUGAUUGUCAGUGGUAUGCAAUAAAUAAUUCAAAUAAAAAAUCAGUAGCAAUAAUGAUGACAAACACAGUAAAACCGAUUUAUUUCACUUGCGGAUACGUUAUCCAUUUGUCACUUGAUUCAUUUACGAGUGUACUUAAACUUUCUUACAGUAUUUACAACGUACUUCAAAGUGCGGAUUAG
Microplitis demolitor is the source of this 1167-nucleotide messenger RNA. RefSeq names its product odorant receptor 33a-like. The coding region runs from base 1 to 1167 and encodes 388 amino acids. Gene Ontology annotation, biological process: detection of chemical stimulus involved in sensory perception of smell; sensory perception of smell. Gene Ontology annotation, cellular component: plasma membrane. Gene Ontology annotation, molecular function: olfactory receptor activity; odorant binding. The transcript is spliced from 5 exons. The record is from RefSeq and is a predicted model, not a curated record. Lineage: Eukaryota; Metazoa; Arthropoda; Insecta; Hymenoptera; Braconidae.